GACUCCAGAUGUGUUUUGCAGUGGCUGAGUGAGUUGCCUUCGAGAAGGCAUCUGGGUGACCCUUUUGAGGACCUUUUUUGGGGAGGGGGCAGGGGUUGUCCCCCUUGAAGGGAAGGGUGCAAGCAGGGAAGGCCGAAGGAAGGAGAACCAGCUGAAGGGAAAGCAACUUGUCUGGAUUGCCAAAGGGGAAGCGCCGCUUCCGAGGAUCCCCACCUGGCCCCAGUGAGUGGCGAGUGGCCGGCUCCAACAGUCCACGGAGAGGAGUCCACCUGCUCGGCUGUCCAAAGAAAAGAUGGGCCCUUCGAGGUGAUCUGUCUUCACGCACCCCUCUUUGUGUUUCUGGGUUGUUGCUUUCUUCCUUUCUUGUCCGUUCUGGCUUGGUUUUGGUUUUGCAAGCGUGUGUGGCAUUAUGGGUUUGGUUUCCUUUGGCUGUGGACUUUUUGGAGAGCUGUACUUUUAUGGGAAGAUUUUUUGACGGAUGUGACUUCUGGAGACACUGGGACAGCGGAAGACUUUCAAUGUUCUGACUUGGUCUAAGAUGAAGGUAUGGAAGUGGGCAGCCAUAGCCUCGAUGCUCUUCAGUUCCAUGUUGUCCAUUUUGGUUUGUAGAGACUUGUUCGCCGGGAGCCAGAAAUCCACCUUCUUCUCUUCAUCGCUCUUCUCGAGAACCUCCUCGUCUCCCUUGCUGGCUGAAGGUCAGAGACGGCACCCAAGGGCUCUGGAGCGGCGCAGUUCACUGAUCUCCCAGUAUAGCACGUUGUUUGAGAGCUACACGGAGGGAGAGAUCCACCAGCUCAUCUCCACACUGAUCGAGAGGUACAGCCAGUCCAUGAAUUCUGGAGGUCAUGAGCUGCCACUUUUUGCUAAGGCUGGCAACCGGAUGAAGCGGGCAAAAGCCCGCCACAAGCCCUGCUCCCUCAAGGAGCUAGAGGUGACAGUCAGUGAGCUGGGCCUGGGCUACAAGUCAGAUGAGACGGUCCUCUUCCGUUACUGCAGUGGCACCUGCGAUUCGGCCGUCCGGAACUACGACCUCUCCCUGAAGAAUGUGAGGAGCAUGAGGAAGAUCAAAAAGGAGAAAGUGAGAGCCCGCCCGUGCUGCCGGCCCCUGGCGUAUGAUGACGACGUCUCCUUCUUGGACACAGGGAACCGAUACUACACGGUGAACGAAGUAUCGGCCAAGGAAUGUGGCUGCGUGUGAUGGAGCCAAGGAAGGAGGGGGGAAACCAAGGAGUCUGGUUCUACAUCCAGCGGCACCCAGAGGCUGCUGACAUGAGGGUAGUUGUCCAAGGGUGAGACAGGAGGAGAGAGGACCACAGAGGCAUCCACGCCUGGACCAGCCAAGGAGACCAUGGUUUUGAAGCCUACCUCAGUGCUGUCAACCAAUGCAAGAGGGCAAAGAAAAUCUUGGACCAUCCGUGGUGUCUAUUUGGGGGCCUCCUUAUCUGGUGGGAUAUUAAAAGGGGUCUGGGUGUGCUUAUAGUUCCAGCCUCUUGACACCAGCUCUCGCUGUUCAUGCUUUCCUAGUAAGGAUUGUGUGUCGCUAUCGGGUGCAACAGUGGAAGGAAAGCCAUGUGCCCAAACAUCCAUUGUGUCUCCAUGAUUGAGAAGGGGUGUUUUCCUGAUGCAGGCGGAGCAGCAGGAUAAGUGUCGGCAGCCUGUUCAUUCCAAACUUUAAACCAAAUUAAACUGAGAAAGUGAUCUUACUUUGGGAUUGAUCUUCUGGAUAUGUUGCCUCACCCAGGAGCAGCCACACAGAGAUGAAUCUUGACAUCUUUAUUUCAAUGAUUCCAUGCAGGAACUGGGCACAGGAGUCAUUUCCAUGCACGCUGCGCUUUCAGAAAUGUGCAGGUGAAAAAUGGCUGGUGGAUUGGGGGUUGCUUUUCUUAUACUACAAGAGCACCAUCCUCCCCCUAUUUUAAUGUACAUGCACAGUUAUAGCAGUGCUGUGUAAAUUGUAUGUGUAUAUUUUUAUAUAUAUAAGGAAUGUAGGCAUAGGUUUAAAAUAUCAACAAAUAUGUAAAAAAGGCUGCCAUUCCUUAUAAGGCAUUGCAUCAACUUCUUAACAGGGUCCGUGUGAAUUGGUGUUACCCAGGAUUCUCAGAGUUGAAGGACUCAAAUAUUCUGAAUAAAACCGGAGGAACAUUUCAGAAAGCUAUAACUAGAGAUUGGGGAGAAAUGCGUUCCAGGUUGCCUUUUAAAGACAAAUCUAUCAAAGCUACACUUUCUCAAGCAACCUGACAACCAAAACAAAGCCGUCUUUGAAAUUCACACUUCUACAAAUUUGGCAGUGCAGUUUUCCGACCAAUGUUUACAAAAAUGCAUAGAUUAGGAGAAUGUGUGCAUAAAAAUGAAUAAGUUUGUGAAAAUAACAUGCAAAAUUAUAUCAGGAGAAAUUGCUUGCAAAAAUGUGUCCGUUAGUCAAAACUGCCUACAGAAAACGUGUUUAUGAGGAGAAAAUCACACUAAAAUGCUGGAGAAUUUUCAUGAGGAUUUAAAAAAAAAAUCACAAAAAAAAUCACAGACAAAAGGAAGUACUUCUUUACUCAGCGCAUAGUUAAACUAUGGAAUUUGCUCCCACAAGACGCAGUAAUGGCCACCAGCUUGGAUGGCUUUAAAAGAAGAUUAGAGAAAUUC
This is a messenger RNA of Rhineura floridana, 2634 nucleotides long. It is a transcript of the gene NRTN, whose product is annotated as neurturin. The record is from RefSeq and is a predicted model, not a curated record. The coding region runs from base 539 to 1198 and encodes 219 amino acids. NCBI's taxonomy places the organism in Eukaryota, Metazoa, Chordata, Lepidosauria, Squamata, Rhineuridae. Gene Ontology annotation, molecular function: glial cell-derived neurotrophic factor receptor binding; growth factor activity; receptor tyrosine kinase binding. The transcript is spliced from 4 exons.